UCCGGCGUAGACGGUGGGGAUAAUGCUUCGGCUUCAGCUUUUCUCGGCACUCAUCCUCGUACAUAUUCUGAGUUCUGUAUCGUUAGGAGAAUGUGUGCACGUGAUUCUGGGGGAUCCUGUUACGUUUCCAGUAACUGGAAACUGUGGGAUCGGUGAGCCGGCUGCUCUGUACCGGGUCCGGCAGCACGGUGCCAUUCAGCUGGUGGCCCGCCUAGAGCAAGGUGUUUGCAAACCGAGCGAAGCUUACAAUGACAGAAUGAAUCAAAGCUUGUGUUUCCUCUCCAGUCGGUACACGGACACCGGACUAUAUCAGUUAAACUGCGGCAGCCGCGAGGAGAACGUACAGCUGGAUGUGGUUGUGGGUUUUGAAGUGUCAGUCAAAGAAGGAAAACCGGUGAAACUCCCGUGCUACUACUCUACUACAGGUAAACACGUGGAGGCUGUACGCUGGUGGAAAAAGGAGGACUUGGUGCUGGAGCGGGACCUGUCCUCUGAACUGACCAAAUAUGGGACAGGGUUUGAGAGAAGAGUGUCUCUGUCACAUGAUGGCCACAGCGUGGGAGACUGGUCUCUGAUCUGGGAUCGUGCUGAGCUGGAGGAUGAAGGUGACUACUUUUGUUCUGUCCACAGAAACGGCGCAAGGGAAGGAUGGGGAAACCCUGCUGCGGUGAGGCUGAAGGUCAGCAAGAGAAACCCGGAGCAGACCACCCUCUGCCCCACCCUCACUCGGACACAGACCAUCACUGAAGAGAGGAUGGGGACCCUGGCCGUUGUGUUCACAACAGUAUUUGUGACUCUUGCCAUUGCCCUAUUGUUCCUGCUUCCCUGGCUUGUGAAAACCCGCUGCGCCAAUGGACCCUGUGGUUGUCGGGGGUCAAUUUCAGCCUGUUGUACAAAACGGGCAACUUUCUCAAGCCAAUGGAGUCGAGACUCAAAUGACAUCACACCCUGAAGUGCCCUAAAAUGAUAAAGGUGCCAUGAAGGGUGCGCUGACCUGCGGACAGUAACGACAUGUGAGGCAUGAUAAUAGGCCCAUUGAAGUUUCAAAUGAACAAGUUAAAGACUUCUUCCCAUAGAAGAGGGCAGGAUCUUAUUGCUCCCAAAGGACUCUGAAAUCCACUUCUGCUGGUCACCUGUUACAUUCUUAUCUUUGUUGCAAGAGUGCAAGAUAGUUCAUCAGCAAUACAUUGAAACAGACCUACUCUGUCAAACUGAUGGUCAAAAAGUGGGAUAUGAAUGUCAGGCUGUUCAAGUCUUUGAUCGAGGGAGAUUCAGCGAUGGGACUAUGCUGUGCCUUGUGAGCUGGCUUUAUGGCCUUGGUCCUGCGUCUUAACCCAAGUCAAGGUCAGAGUCAAAAUCAGUCAGUCUAAAAUUGACUUUAAUUUCAGUGAGGGUAGGCUUUAAAUGUUAACUAGCCUUCUGACACACAGACUGGGUCCAUUGUUUUUAUAAAGGUUUUGAGCAGGGGGCAUUAGUCACCAAAUAUGCAUGAAUUUCAAAAACAAAGAGGAAGUUGGUCACUUGAGGGAUGUCUGUUUAACUUUCAUCAUGUCAAGUUUUAAAUAAAACUUUUACACUACCACUUCA
Messenger RNA from Micropterus dolomieu (smallmouth bass), 1587 nucleotides. RefSeq lists its product as uncharacterized. NCBI's taxonomy places the organism in Eukaryota, Metazoa, Chordata, Actinopteri, Centrarchiformes, Centrarchidae. The record is from RefSeq and is a predicted model, not a curated record. The transcript is spliced from 2 exons. Bases 23 to 952 code for a protein of 309 amino acids.